AUGUUAGUCACAAAGGCAACGUUAUGCCUCUUUUUUUCCGCACUCGUAUUGGGUGCUCCUAGCUCAAAGCACCGCUCCGCUGGUCGUCCAAAUCGCUGCGUGAUAUCUUCUUCCAAUGGCACAGCCAAUGAUUCCCCAGCUGUAGCCCGAGCUUUUGCCAAAUGCUCUUCCGAUUCUGUGAUCGUUUUCGAAGAUGGUGUCGAUUACAAUAUCUUUACCCCCAUUUCUGCUACCAAUCUCAGUAAUGUUGAGAUUCAGAUGAACGGAAACCUACACCUGCCUCAGAACAUUACAGCUGUCCAAGAGAUCGUCAAUGGGACAAGUAGUGCCCUCUACGCGGAUGGAGCAUACUGGUUCAAAUUUUCGGGUCCCAAGAUUGAUUACAUUGGCUCAGCCAAUGUCAAUCAUGGUUGGAUCAACUCCUAUGGACAGGCCUGGUGGGAUGCAAAUCCAGUCAACGGAACAGGUAUCGACUCUCGUCCCCACCUCAUGACCUUCAACACAACAGAUGGCUCUCUCAAGUACUUCCGCUCUCGCAAGCCAAUUGCCUGGAAUGUCCAGCUGCAAGGAGACAAUAUUGCUGUCAGCCACGCUUUCAUCGAUGCCGAAUCGACAGGCUCCUUCCCCUUCAACACCGAUGGAUUUGAUGUUACAGCCACCAAUGUCCGUAUCUCGGACAGCGUCAUCUAUAACGGCGACGACGCCAUUGCUGUCCAGUCUGGAUCCCACAAUGUGGUCUUUGAGCGGAAUACCAUCGGUUACCAAAGCCACGGCAUGAGCAUCGGAUCCCUGGGUCAAACCCAGAGCGAAUUCGCCAAUGUCUCCAACAUUCAUUUCGAAGACGUCACAGUCAUCAAUGCCGUCUAUGGCUCCCGCUUCAAGUCCUGGAUGGGUGGCCAGGGUAUCGCGAAGAACAUCACCUGGAAGAACAUCCGCACGUACAAUGUUACUUUCCCCAUUUUCGUGACCCAGAGCUACACCAACCAGGGUUCCUCGCAGACCCAGCUCGGCAAUGGUGUGACUACUGGACGUGUAAACAAUGCCUCUGUCAUGAUGGAAGAUUUCUCCUGGACCGACUUCACGGGUACCGUUAACUCAUGGCGUCCAGGCGAUGGAUCUUGUGUGACAGAUCCUUGCUGGUAUGAUGAUGGAUUGCCGAAUCUUAAGCAUACCGAAGCUGUGAUUAUUGAGUGCAAUACCAACACGUCCUGCAAGAACUUUGAGCUGAGUAAUAUUCAGAUUAUCCCACAGGCUUUGGCUGAGCCGACGGUGGUGUGUAUCAAUGCGACUGCAGCAUUGAACCCGGAGCUUGGUUUUACCUGUCGGAACGGUACAUUCAGUCCCAAUUGA
Messenger RNA from Penicillium odoratum, 1350 nucleotides. RefSeq names its product putative extracellular exo-polygalacturonase (gene pgxC). The coding region runs from base 1 to 1350 and encodes 449 amino acids. Gene Ontology annotation, molecular function: polygalacturonase activity. The transcript has a single exon. Lineage: Eukaryota; Fungi; Ascomycota; Eurotiomycetes; Eurotiales; Aspergillaceae. The record is from RefSeq and is a predicted model, not a curated record. Gene Ontology annotation, biological process: carbohydrate metabolic process.